This is a messenger RNA of Sceloporus undulatus (fence lizard), 6884 nucleotides long. RefSeq names its product xanthine dehydrogenase (gene XDH). Gene Ontology annotation, molecular function: iron ion binding; FAD binding; 2 iron, 2 sulfur cluster binding. The record is from RefSeq and is a predicted model, not a curated record. Lineage: Eukaryota; Metazoa; Chordata; Lepidosauria; Squamata; Phrynosomatidae.
CUCAGGGUGGCUCUUAUAUAACCUGGACUCUUGCAGGGCACUAAUGUUGAAAUAAGGAUUCCAAAGGACUACUCAUAUUGCUAGGGUUGGCAUCUCUGAGAUUCAGAAAGCUUGCAGUCCUGGGGCUACUCAAAAACAGAGUGAUCUGGGACUUAGCCCUACUUCUCUUGGGUGAAGUGUAGAAGGUGCACAGGAUGGCUUCAGAAAAGAAGGAUGAAUUGGUCUUCUUUGUAAAUGGCAAGAAGGUGGUGGAGAAAAAUGUGGAUCCAGAAACCACUCUGCUAACUUACCUUCGAAGGAAAUUGGGUUUAUGUGGAACCAAGCUGGGCUGUGGAGAAGGUGGAUGUGGUGCCUGCACAGUUAUGAUUUCCAGGUUUGACAAUUUCCAAAAGAAAAUCAUACACUAUUCUGCAAAUGCAUGCUUAUUUCCUCUCUGUGCCCUUCACCAUGUAGCAGUAACUACUGUUGAAGGCAUAGGAAGUACAAAGACAAGGCUGCACCCAGUACAGGAAAGAAUAGCAAAAAGUCAUGGAUCACAGUGUGGUUUUUGCACCCCUGGCAUUGUCAUGUCCAUGUACACACUUCUUCGCAAUCAACCUCAACCCAAAAUGGAAGAAAUUGAAGAUGCCUUUCAAGGAAAUCUCUGCCGCUGUACAGGAUACAGGCCUAUUUUAGAGGGAUACCGGACAUUUGCAAAGGACUGGGAAUGUUGUAGAAGAAAUGUUAAUGGCCUAGGUUGCUGUAUGGCUAGGAAGGAGAAUGCUAUGGAUCAGGGAUGUGGUAAAAAAAUAGUCAAUGGUUCAAGUUGUUGCAUGAAUGGAAAAGAAGACAAUACAGAGCUGAUAUCCUCAGCUUUGUUCAGUCCAUCUGAGUUUCAGCCCUUAGACCCUACACAGGAGCCUAUAUUUCCUCCAGAGUUGUUGACUCACAAUAAUAAACCACGAGAGCAGCUGUGCUUCAAAGGGGAUCGUGUGAUGUGGUUUCAGCCCUCAACCCUUAAGGAACUGGUGUCUCUGAAAGCUCAGUACCCUUCUGCUAAGCUUGUAGUAGGAAACACAGAAGUUGGUAUUGAAAUGAGGCUAAAGAACAUGCUGUACCCUGUGAUAAUAGCACCAACUUGGAUCCCAGAAAUGAACUCUGUUCAGCAUACAGAGGAAGGAAUCUCCUUUGGUGCUUCCUGUACUUUGAGCCACAUAGAAGAAGUUCUGCGGAAAGCUGUGGCUCAACUUCCUUCUUAUAAAACAGAGGUAUUCCAGGCAGUACUAGAACAACUGAGAUGGUUUGCAGGGCCUCAGAUCCGAAAUGUUGCUGCCCUUGGGGGAAAUAUAAUGACUGCAAGUCCAAUAUCUGACCUAAACCCAGUGUUUAUGGCAAGUGGGAGCAAGCUGACUUUGAUAUCAAAUGAGGGCAGCAGGACUAUAAAGAUGGAUGAAACAUUUUUUACUGGUUAUAGGAAGACAGUACUAAAGCCUCAGGAAAUACUGCUCUCAGUAGAGAUUCCAUUCAGCAGGAAGGGAGAAUAUUUCUCAGCAUUUAAGCAAGCUUCACGGCGGGAGGAUGACAUUGCUAUUGUGACCUGCGGGAUGAGAGUCCUAUUUCAAGAGGGAACUAACCAUGUGCAAGAGAUUAAGCUGAGCUAUGGAGGGAUGGCUCCGACAACUGUGCUGGCAGGAAAGACCUGCCAGGAACUCAUUGGGAGGGAGUGGAAAGAAGAUAUUUUACAGGAAGCCUGCCACAUGCUGGCUAGUGAGAUGAAUUUGUCCCCUUCAGCACCAGGUGGCAUGGUGGAUUUCCGACGAACUCUCGUGCUCAGCUUCUUCUUUAAGUUCUAUCUCACUGUGCUUCAGAAAUUAAAUAUCGAGCUCAAUGGCAAUAAUAAUCUGGGUGAAAUGGUACCCCCACGGUAUGCAAGCGCCACUGAGUUAUUCCACAAGGACCCUGUUGACAAUGUACAACUUUUCCAAGAAGUGCCUCCUGGACAGACCAUUGAAGAUACAGUGGGGCGACCUUUAAUGCACCUUUCAGCUGCCAAACAGGCCAGUGGAGAGGCAGUCUACUGUGAUGACAUACCUCACUAUGAGAAUGAACUCUACCUAACACUAGUUACUAGUACUAAAGCCCAUGCUAAGAUCCUUUCUGUUGACACCACAGAAGCCCAGAAUGUGCCUGGCUUUGUUUGUUUUAUCUCUGAGAAGGAUGUUCCUGGGAGUAAUGUCACUGGGAUUGCCAACGAUGAAACCAUCUUUGCAAAGGAUACUGUCACCUGUGUUGGCCACAUUAUUGGAGGGAUAUUGGCAGACACACAAGAACAUUCCCGAAGAGCUGCUAGAGCAGUGAAGAUCACAUAUGAGGACCUUACACCUAUUGUCACCAUUGAGGAAGCCAUUGAGAAACAGUCUUUUUUUAACUGGGUAAGGAAGAUUGAGAAAGGAAAUAUCCAGAAAGGAUUUGAAGAGGCUGAUCAUAUUUUGGAAGGGGAAAUGUACCUUGGUGGCCAAGAACAUUUUUAUCUGGAGACUCACUGCACUAUUGCUGUGCCAAAAAAAGAAGAUGGGGAGAUGGAGCUCUUUGUAUCUACCCAGAAUUUAACAAAGACCCAGGAAUUUGUUGCCAAUGCCUUAGGGGUCCCAUCAAAUAGAAUUGUAGUUCGAGUGAAGAGAAUGGGAGGAGGAUUUGGAGGAAAAGAGACAAGAAGCACGAUUGUUUCCACAGCUGUAGCAGUGGCUGCAGUUAAGAUGGGCCGCCCAGUACGAUGCAUGCUGGAUCGAGAUGAGGAUAUGCUGAUUUCUGGUGGAAGACAUCCCUUUUUGGGACAAUAUAAGGUUGGCUUCAAGAAGAAUGGAAGGAUUACUAGUCUAGAUGUGCUCUAUUACAGCAAUGGAGGAAAUUCUGCUGAUCUUUCUUUUGGAGUUAUGGACAGAGCUGUGCUUCACAUGGACAAUUCAUACAACAUCCCAAACAUCAGAGGCAUAGGGAAAGUCUGUAAAACUAACCUGUCCUCAAACACAGCAUUCCGUGGGUUUGGGGGCCCUCAGGGGAUGAUGGUUGCCGAGUGCUGGAUGAGUGACAUUGCCUUGAAGUGUGGACUGCCAGCAGAAGAGGUUCGAAAGCUGAAUCUGUAUAAUGAAGGAGAUUUAACACAUUUCAAUCAAAAGCUAGAAGGAUUUACCCUGAGAAGAUGCUGGGAGGAGUGCCUCAAAAAUUCAGAUUAUCACUCCAGAAGGAAACUCAUUGAUGAGUAUAACAGACAGAAUCGUUGGAAGAAGAGAGGCAUGGCCAUUAUUCCAACCAAGUUUGGAAUCAGCUUCACAAUUCCUUUUUUGAAUCAGGCUGGAGCACUGGUGCAUGUGUACACUGAUGGGACCGUUUUGCUCACUCAUGGUGGGACUGAAAUGGGUCAAGGCCUGCAUACCAAGAUGAUUCAGGUUGCCAGCAGAACUCUGGGGAUACCCACCUCCAAGAUCUAUAUCAGUGAGACAAGCACCAACACAGUGCCAAAUGCAUCUCCCACAGCUGCAUCUGUUAGUGCUGAUAUCAAUGGGAUGGCUGUUUUAAAUGCUUGUCAAACUAUUGUAAAGAGACUGGAGCCAAUCAAAUCUGCUAACCCAAAAGGAUCUUGGGAGGACUGGGUUUUAGCAGCCUACCAGGACUGUGUGAGUCUGUCAGCUACAGGAUUUUAUAGGAUUCCUGACCUUGACUAUGACCCUGAGAAGAAUGAAGGAAAUGCUUUUGCUUACUUCUCCUAUGGUGUUGCUUGUUCUGAGGUUGAGAUAGACUGCCUUACAGGGGAUCACAAGAAUCUUCGCACAGACAUUGUGAUGGAUGUUGGCACCAGCUUGAACCCUGCCAUAGACAUUGGGCAGAUAGAAGGAGCAUUUGUGCAGGGAGUUGGACUCUUUACUCUAGAGGAGUUGCGUUAUUCCCCAGAAGGCAACUUGUAUACUCGAGGGCCUGGGAUGUACAAAAUCCCUGCAUUUGGUGACAUCCCAACAGAAUUCCAUGUGUCUCUUCUCCGGGACUGUCCAAACAAGAAAGCCAUUUAUUCAUCUAAGGCUGUGGGUGAGCCUCCCUUAUUUCUGUCAGCCUCUGUGUUUUAUGCUAUUAAAGAUGCAAUCAUUGCUGCCAGGCAAGAAUCAGGACUAAAAGAUCCAUUCAGAUUAGACAGCCCGGCCACUCCAGAGAGAAUUCGCAAUGCUUGUGUUGAUGUCUUCACCAAGAUGUGUCCAUCUGCUAAGCCAGGCACUUUUAAACCAUGGUCUGUGAGAGUAUGAAUGAAGGAAUCGCAAGAAAAUAUCUCUUCUCAUUAAGCUGGUUUUACCUCAGAGGACCAAAAUAAAAAGUGCCAAGGCUCACUGCCGAAAAUCCUGUGCAUGGGCUGAUGAUUCAUGAAGCUUUGUAAUUCAGUUUUUUUAAAAAAAAUAGUUCAGUCAGCUGCCUAAGAAAGUUAUUCCUGGAAUGUAAAUGCAAUGAAGAGAAAAAAUGAUGGUCUGUGAAACUGAAAUUCUUGCAAGAUUCAUUUAAACUUGCAUCAAAGAUUGGAGAAGCACUUACAAGCGCAUCCUGUUUGUGUGUUCAUUUUUGAAGUGUAAUCACUCCAUUCAGAAAAUUCUAAUGUAGCUAUUUUUCCUUCUUCUAUCUUCUUCUUAAUCUUUGUGAAGGAUGGUUGCAAGCACCAAUGAGGGCAGGUCCCUAGCGCAAUCUUCCUCUGCAUCAGAAAGAAGUGGAAACUUUAACAUCCUAAUUGAUGAGCUUUCAACCUCUGCCUCCAAUGCCUAAUUUUUUUUCUGUUGCUAAGUCAAGGAUACUAAUUAUGUUAGCAGUUCUGCACAAAUGUUAGUUAAUGUCUCGUUCCUUUUACUUGGAAGUAAGAGACACUGGUUUCAGCAAAGCUUAUUCUCAAAUAUAUAUAUAUGCAUGGAACAGAAGCUGAGGACUGUAAUCUGGAGUGGACAAUUGUGAUGUGGGCCCCCCCACAUUAGCCCCCCAGAGACUUUGGUCUCUCUGUGCCAUUUUAAGCCCAGAAGAAGCUUUAUUUAAACAACAAGAAGUGACUUGAAGUCACUUCCUAUUUUUUCUAAAUGCUUUUUCUUCUUGUCCUGAAGUGGCAUACUGGGACAAAAAUGUGGUGAAAAUACCCCAAGACCCCCUAGAAGGCACUUGGGGCCAUUUUCUUUGAUUUUUUUCCCUUUUUACUCAAUACUACCCACUGUCUUCUCAUCCUAGGUGUAAUCCUCUCCUCAUACUCCUGGGAAUAAACUCCAUUUUGGCUGAGCAUGUAUAGAAAUGUGAGAGAGUUAUGAAAAAAUCCCAUAAUGUAUGUGUUAUUAAAUAAUACAAAGUCAGGUAUUCCCGCCUCUCAUGGUACAUUUUCUCAUUUUCCCCCUGGGAAUAAACUGAAUAAGACAUUCAGUUCUGUGGACAAAUACGUGUAGAAGCUUCUCUAGAGAGGUUGGCUGUCGCAGUACAGAAAGUAUAGAAAGGUUCAACAGAAUACUCCAUUACAUGGCUCUCUAAUUAGGUUUUUCUUUCACCUGUGCUAUGAUGUUUGUGUAGAAAUACCUAAAAUGCAUUUUGAUAGCUAUUUAUGCAUCUCGUAGAUAUUUUUAUAUAGCAUUCUGCCAUUAUGGUGGAUUAAAUCAGAUAUUAAAAUUUCAUGUGAACAAUGUCCAGUCAACUCAGAGGAUCAGAAUGAUUGUUUUUUGUCAACACUUGAUGGACUGAGCUAUUUCUCUGCUUAAUUAAACAAAAAAGAAAUAGCCCUAAAAGAAUGUAAACAUGGGGAGAGUCCUUGACAGUUGGACCUAUUUGCUCUCUGACUAUUGGAGAAGUGAAGAUGGUGCUGAAUCAUUGUCCAGGUCUCUUUCCAAAACAUGUGUUUAUUCUCACUGAUGCUGGAAAUGCUUGAAUGCAAUUUAGGUAACCCUGUAAGUUCCCUUGCAUAGUUCACACUCCAUUGCCUGGGGCUGUGCCACAUUACACUCCUUGUGCUAAAAGCAUCCUUUUAUAAAAUAUGAUUGCCUUAUAGGGAAAGAUGUUGAGUCAGUUAAAUGCAGACUUUGUCACAAAAUGUUCAGAAAUCAAUGAUUCAAAGAUAGUGAUUUUGUAUUUUCCUCUUGGUAUUGGCGAAGCAGGGUGGUGUAGUGAUUUCAACAUAGGACUAUAACUGGAGACCAGGAUUUGACUCUCUGCCCUCCAUGGAAAUCGACUGAAUGACCUUGGGCAAGUCAUACUUUCUCAGUUUCAGAGGAAGGCAAAGGGAAGCCUGCUUUUGAAUAAAUCUUGCCAAGAAAAUCCUGUGAAAGGUUUGUCUUACAGUGACCAUCAGAUGGAAACAACCUGAAGGCACAGAGCCUUAUUGUUGCUAGCAGAACAAUAUGAAGCAAGUUGUUGUUGUUGUGUGCCUUCAAGUAAUUUCCAACUUAUGGAGACCCUAAGGGUUUUCUAGGCAAGUUUCUUCAGGAGGGGUUUGCCAUUGCCAUUCUCUGAUGCUGAGAGUGUGACUUGCCCAAGGUCACGUCAAGGUCUUGGAGACAUCCUUGGAGAAAACCCACAGAAAUUAACUGUAGAAUUAUGUUAGUCAUGAGCUGCUACCCCCUUUGAUUUCAGAGUGUCUACUGUAUGUCUGGCUCCAACCAUUUGUUUUAAUAAGUGUUUGCUUGGGUGAAAUUCUUUUGGUACACUAUGUAAACAGUUCCAUUUUUUUCUGGGGUUGGUAAUGAGGGAAGGAAGACAAAAUAUGUCAGCUGUGAGCAGCCUAUUCCUCCAGUGGCUUACUUCAUUUGUGGCAUCAGUCCCUGUGGCCUUUUCUUCCUGCUGCCAUUGCUUACACUGAUGUAGAGAUGUCAGCAUAGUGAACCAACAGGACUUUGGCUACUGUGGUACUG